AAGUACAGUACUCAGUGACGACGAUGGGCCAUGGUCUACUCACGUUCGCCUUCUCUCCGCCUCCAACUCAUCCGUCUCGACGUGCAUCCACCAAAACUCAGUCCCGCGACCACCAUGCCGUCCGGUGAAGAAUCACACGUACAGGCUGCUAUGCACACGGUCCUCCGCGAGGCCCAGGCAGCCGUCGUUCUCGGAGCACACGGAAUCGCCUCCUUCGCAUGGCUCUGGCCUAUCCGCGGUGUCUACUUCGCUAUCACACACCCCAAUGUCAUCAUUGGCGUCCGCCCCGCCAUCGUGAAGUCCUUGGUGGCUUCCGCCGCCAUCUUCGGCCUUCUCAUGUUCUUCACAUACGUCCCCCAGAUGGCUAUUCUUGCCAUUGUGUCUGGGCCCCUCGCUCCGGUUCUUGCUCUCUUCGUCGUGGGCGCCGAAUCCGCGUUCCUGCUCGCCCUCCUAGCGCGCCCGCUCUUCAUUGAGCCCGCCCUCACGCAGGUCUUCGACAACACACUUCGUGCGCGGGGGCAAGGAGAGUUCGUCAAGACAGGCAAGACGCGCGGUAAGGGUGCCACGGCCAGCGUCGAAAGCGCCCUGGUCAAGCCGCUGCAGAUACUCUCCACGGGUAGCAUCGUACGCUACCUGAUUACGUUGCCGAUCAAUAUGGUCCCCGUGCUUGGGACGGUCCUGUUUGUACUCUACAACGGAUACAUCGGCGGCCCUGGCUGGCAUUCACGAUACUUCCAACUCAAGGGCUUCUCGAAAAACCAGCGGCACGCUUUCGUGGACAGGAGGAGAGGAGAGUACACUGCAUUCGGCGUAGUGACACUGCUGUUCAACUACAUUCCUCUCAUUGGUCUCCUCUUCAGCUUCACGAACACCAUUGGCGCUGCGAUGUGGGCGGCGCAGCUGGAGGCACAGGCAAACCUCAUCGACGUACCCCAGCCAAUUGACAAGGCAAAGAAGACGCCGGAGGUGAUCAGCCAGGAGUAGGAGAGUCAAAGAUGGACGGACUUGUAUUGGACUGUGAACACGGAGUUUCAGUUGUAUCUCACAUGACUCACAUUUCGGUUGUAUUUGAAGGGCUUGACAGGGCUUAUAGGUUGGUCUCGUCGCUUAUUAGCUAUCCGGUUGUUGAGUUCUUCCUCGCAAAGCAUACAUGUACGGUAUGAGCUGCACGAACCGUUCAGGGAAGCAAACUACUCACCACACUUACAGUAGGUCGCGUCACGGUCAC
This is a messenger RNA of Fomitopsis serialis, 1228 nucleotides long. RefSeq lists its product as uncharacterized. The coding region runs from base 31 to 984 and encodes 317 amino acids. NCBI's taxonomy places the organism in Eukaryota, Fungi, Basidiomycota, Agaricomycetes, Polyporales, Fomitopsidaceae. The record is from RefSeq and is a predicted model, not a curated record. The transcript has 4 exons.